Bufo gargarizans (Asiatic toad) is the source of this 11470-nucleotide messenger RNA. It is a transcript of the gene SERTAD2, whose product is annotated as SERTA domain containing 2. Gene Ontology annotation, molecular function: transcription regulator activity. The transcript is spliced from 2 exons. NCBI's taxonomy places the organism in Eukaryota, Metazoa, Chordata, Amphibia, Anura, Bufonidae. Gene Ontology annotation, cellular component: nucleus. The record is from RefSeq and is a predicted model, not a curated record. Bases 241 to 1185 code for a protein of 314 amino acids.
GGAGCUUGCAAGAGCUUUUACUUCACGUCAUAUUGUUUCAUGGCAAGUGCUGGGAGCACAGGCAGCCUCACAGCCAGUGGCUUCUUCUCCUCCUCUCCCUCCCCACCUCCUCCAUUGUAUCAUGCAGAAAGCACUGGCUUCAUAAUCGUGCAGCACCAGCGACCUAUGGAUCUGCUGCUGGAUUAGGUGACAGUGGCCAUCCUGAUGCUUUUAGACCUCAGGCGCAACUGCAUGUGAUAUAUGUUGGCUAAACCGGGAAAGCGAAAGUUUGACGAGCAUGAAGAUGGGCUGGAAGGCAAAGUGGUGUCUCCAACAGAUGGGCCAUCAAAAGUUUCCUACACUUUACAGCGCCAGACUAUCUUCAACAUUUCCCUUAUGAAACUCUACAACCACAGGCCGCUGACGGAGCCAAGCUUGCAGAAAACAGUUUUAAUUAAUAACAUGUUGAGACGGAUACAGGAGGAGCUAAAACAAGAAGGCAGCUUGAAGCCUGUUUUUAUUAGCACUUCGCAGUCUUCUGAUCUUCUUUGUGACACGUACCAGGAGGCUCAGCCUGCAUUCAGCCAUCUCAACUCCCAGCCUCUUCAACCCACUGACUUAUUAAGCACUACACCACUAGAGUCUUGCCUCACUCCUGCCUCUCUGCUUGAGGAGGACACAUAUUGCACUUCCCCAACAGUCCAGCAGAAUAUUUCUAGCAGCAAAUUAACACCACCGCCUCCACCUCCUCUUGUCCAGCCAGUAAAAGACAGUUUUUCCUCAGCAUUGGAUGAAAUUGAGGAGCUGUGUCCAUCAUCUACCUCCAUAGAGGCAGCUGCAGAAGCAGCCGUGCAUCUAAAAGAUGAACCUGUUGCAGCAGGAACCCUCAAGCCUGAGGGAACACAAGAGAAUAGAACAAGUGAGCCAAAACUAAUGGAUUCUCUUCCAGGGAAUUUUGAAUUAACAACCUCUACCGGCUUUCUUACAGACCUAACUUUGGAUGACAUCCUUUUUUCUGACAUUGAUACGUCCAUGUACGAUUUUGACCCUUGCACAUCCAAUAACGGAGCAGCCUCUAAAAUGGCACCUGAUGAACUUCUCAAAACUUUGUCUCCUUAUAGCAACCAACCGGUAACCCCAAAUCAACCUUUUAAGAUGGACCUCACAGAAUUAGAUCACAUAAUGGAGGUUUUGGUGGGUUCCUAAAAGUACUCUGCAUAAUCCUUAUCUCCUUACCCCACAGAUUCACAGCACUGUGCAUGUAUACUUUUGCCUUUUUUUUUUGAAAAAAGAAAGAAAAAAAGGAUCCUGUUUAUCUAUUGCAUUACGCUGUAUUGGAGUGCCUUCUGUAUGACCACUUUGGAGAUACUUUAUAAGUCUGUCUCCAGGGAUGGUCGUACCACAGUCCACUGAAGAUUUCAUACAAACUCUCAAGUGACAACUUAAACAUCAAUUUAAGUUGUCCGUGUAUAAGCACAAGAAUUACGUUGGGGAACGCUGUAAAUUGCAUGUGCAUAACUGUCUAUUUUUUCAAUAAGGUUUAUUGCAAGAGGUAAAUUUUAUUAUUUAAGUAAUCGAAACCCCUCUUUUUAGCAUUUUAGGUUGGGAGGAAAAAUUGGAGGCAUUAAUUACUGCUUUUUUCAGUAAGAAUUGCAUAUAUCUGGCUGCUUGGAUCCCCCUUGCCCAAAUGUUUUUAUAUUUUUGUACAGAUUCUGUCAUUUAUUAUAUUGUUUUUUUUAGAAAAGGAAAAAAAGAGAAAAAAUAAGCUGAAACAAGUGCAGCAAUGUUUCAAGCGACAAAGUAAUUUUGAUAGGAUUUGCAUAUGAAUUUCCUCCCCAAUUAAAAUGUACAAUAUUAGUCCAUACCUUUUAUAUCUAGGUUCUACAGUCCAGGGCAAAUUUUUAAAAAUAACUUACCAUCCAGCUAUAUUUGAAAGGAAAUGGGAUAACUUCCCAUCGAGGUGCGAAAAUGACAACUAAUUGGCAAAUGAUCUGCUCACCCUGCUAAAAGUAUUAUUUUCUAAUUUCAAUUUCUUGGCUGGGUCACAGGCUUCCUCUAAUUUCUCAAAUCUCUUAACAUGGUCCCUGCUAAUAUUAUGACUGUUCAACUUGCAUAGAUGUAUUAAGUUAGAAUGUUGCUCCUUAAAGUGAACAAAAAGUUUCAUUUUUCAACAAGGACGUCCAUCUACUCGAGGACCAUUGUCACCAAUACACUCUUGACAACCGUUUUGGUGGCAAAAACAAUGUUGGCAGUACAUUUUAUUAAAUUACUAGGAAACUGACAAUUUUUAUGACAUUUAUGUAGAACAGGGAUCAGCAACCUCCGACAUUUCAGCUGUGGGGAAUCUACAACUCCCAGCAUGCACACUUACUUGGCGGUUCUCAGGACUCCUAUAGAAGAGAAUGGAGCUUGCUGGGAGUCGUAGUUUUGCCAGUACUGGAGUGCCAGAGGUUGCUGAGCCCUGAUGAAGAAGCCCUCAUGAUGCACAAGUGUGGUCCUGCUGUUAAAGGGGUUGUCUGCUUUGGACAAUCCCUUUUGUUAGAAGGGCCCCUUGACAAUAUGUCGAUCACAUAGUAUACCACUGCUGAAUCCACAAGCUUUAAUCCCUGGGAAACCGGGCAAUAAGGGUUUACUUUCCCUACAGCUCCACCACAUUGGAAAUUAAAGGGUUUAUCAAAAUUUUCUAAAUGAAUGGCCUACCCUUAGGAUAGACCAUCAAUAUUAGAUCAAUGGCAGUCUGACUCUCAGCAUCCCCAUGACCAUCUGCUUGAAGGGGCACCUUCAUUGUUUACAUGGAGUUUUACACUGUUCCGUACUGCCCAUGACAUACUUUUCGUAUGAGCUGUGCUUGGUAUCGUCAGGGGUGCUGAGAGUCAAACCCCACCAAUCUAAGGAUAGGCUGUCAAUUUUCAAAACCUGGAUAACACCUUAAGGCAUUACACAGUGUCCAUCCAAAUCGGUGGGAUGUCUGUGUAAUGCAGGACAGUCCUCCACAGUGCUAGAUGCUCUUUGGAACUGCUCUCGACUCGACCAAGAGAUGGUUUUUCCUUACUGGACAACCCCUUUAAUACUGUGUGCAGAUAACCAGAUCAACAUUAUCUAAGUGAAGAAAGACCAAUGGACAAGUGUUAAAUUUAGUAAAUGAAGGCACCAAUUGCCUCCUUGCAACUGUUAUUACCGCCCAUUUGCUGUCAUGUCUCACGUGUCCAGCUCCCUAGUACACAAUACAAAUCACGACACUGUAAUAACUUGCCUUGAUCCUGAAAAGCCUGAACAACAAAAUGAUGUCGGGAAAUUCAGCCAUGUCCUCCAUGUGUACAUUUUUUUCCCAUCAGACAUGUGCCUUUCCAUUCAUAUCCAAAGUGUACAGAUGUGUUAACAGGAACACAACCCAAGCUAUUACCAGGCAAGUAUGCUCUGAAGUAGGACCAAAGACCAUCUGUAGUUCUGAAAUGGUGUGCACCCUCUUUAAUGGUAAACAAGUUUGACCUAAAAUUUUGUCCCACAAUAUUUGCAAUUUGCCAUCGUUGACGUUUUAUCAGUGUUUUAUUAAUGCAUACAUUUUCAUGGUACGUGAGCUCAGAUAGAAGCAUGGCCUAUUACUAAAGCUGCCCAUAGACAGAGAUGUUGUGACGUCUAUGGUGACUGGAAGCCUCCAACGUCUGGUCAGAGGAAACAGGAGUUAGACAAGUUGAUUUCACCGUUCAGAUUCUUUUGUUUCACCUUCAAAACAGCCUGUUGAAAGGUAGUGAUACCCCACGGGGAGAUCCAGUUCACAGUAAAGAGCCAAUGAGGCUAAAUAGCUGCCUUCAGUUAAUAAAAUGUCCAUCUAGCCCACCAGUGUUGGUAUGGUGAAAUUCUCAUGUCUAUGGCCAGCUUUAGUGUGAUUAGAUUCCCUUGUUAUAUUAAAUUAAUAUUAAUUUGAAUCCUUCCAUACAGCAGAUAAAUAUACAGAAGACACAGAGGAUAACUGCCUUAUCCCUUUAAUCAUAAUACCGUAUCUUCUUCAACUAAUAUCCUUUUAAAAACUCUGAUCGGAAAUGACCACUUCAAAUCAUACAUUUUAUUCCCUGUGUAAGGUUCAAAGCAGUAUGUUUAUGCCUACCAAAAUAUGACAGAUGUUAAUGGGGUUGUCCAUGGGGCAAAAUAUUUGGAAAAGUCUUCAGAUUGAUCAAAACAUUUUUUGUUAAAUCGAUAAUCCCCCUGCCGCCCCCAUUCCGAUGCUUACCUAGUCUUCACUGGUCUCUCCUUCCUCUCAACACACAGGAAGUGCCCGCUCAGCCAAUCACUCGUUGUAGCAGUCACCCACCUCAACCAACCACAAUUUGCUGGGUCAUCUUUCCUGGUAAUUCCAGCUUGUCGAGAACGGAUCAGUGUGGAGAGACUAGUGGGCACCUGGUAAGCCACUGAAUGGGAGCGUUGGAGGAUCAGUGAGAGUCGUUAUUGGUCCUUUUAUUCUUUUGUUAAACCAAUCUGAGCACUUUACUAAAAAUUUUGCUCUGCUGGAAAUCUCCUUUAUUGUGGUCCUCCAUGAUUGAGAUGUAACAACUCAAAGUUGUGAAAUAUUAAAGCUACAGCUGUCAUUUUUUGGAGGGGAAGAUAUUAUUUGUACCAAAGUUGGAGCUGUCCACUAAAGGGCAGUUUUCUCUUGAGAUGUCUGUAUGCUCUCCUCUUCCCCAAGGCAGUGAUUACUUUACUUUCAAAUUGUGGAGAACAUAUAUAAUGCAAAUUCUUCCAUAGACAAGUUUAGGGGGGUGUUUAUUUAUUUUUUUAUUAAACUUUAUGGGGGAGAUUUAUCAUGUGCCAGUUUUCUGCUGCUCUCGUAAUUUUCCCAAAAAGGGGGCAUGACGAGGAUGGAGAGGGAGCAGGGCCAGUCGGCCCGGCACAUUUAUCUUCAUUUAUCUUCAGAUACCUGGUGCAAAUGAUGACAGAAAGCUACAGCAGCCCUAAGCUGCGUACGGACUGCCCGAGGAUGCGCCUAAUUUAAGAAGAGGCGUGUGCUCCAUUGUAAAUUAGUCGCAUCCUCCGGCAGAGCAGGAGAUUUCAAAGACCGGCGUAAAACACCAUUCUUUAAUAAAUCUCUCCUUUCGAGUUUUCAUUGACAUAUAAACACCCCAAGCUACCUCAUAAGAACCAUUGCUGACCCAGUUUUGUAGGGAACCCCUUCCAUAUUUAUUUUGAUUUUAAUAAAUCCGUCUUCACUAUGCCUCAUUCACAUUUGUUGUAGGGGAAAGAGGGGGCGCAGAAAAACUUAAGUGGGCAACGUUUUCAUAUUUGGUGAAACAUAAGUAAAGAAAAAGACGUGAUGUAUGUUGUAUAAUAGCAAAUGUUCAAAUGCCAUUCUACCUAACAGAUAUUGUGCUUCUGUGAACAUUGUCUGAACCAUGAAUUACCCAUUACUGGGUUUUGUAUGCAAUUUUUAUAGAGUUAAUUGUCCUUCUUCACUUUAAAAAAAGUGACAAAAUGGGCUUACGCGAUCAAAAACUUUCAGCUUUUUGUUCCCACCAAAUCUGUCAGGUGACUCUGCCUGCUCAUACGAAAGAGAAUGGCGGUGCACUUGAACAGGAAAAUGCUGUAAGAACCCACUGAAAAUAAGAAUCCUACUGGUUGCUACGUGAUAACGCUUUCUGUAUCACACACUAUUACCAUUACAGUACACGUCUUGCCUUCAUUUGGGUCACUUUGCUUGCAGCAUACUUUUUUUUCUAUUGUACAUGAGAAUACUCAAACCUUGUCUGUGAGCAGGAAGUAGUCAAAUCUUUUAAUAUUUCAUGGGAUUGUCGAGAGUGACAUCAUCACUUGUCUUUGCUUUUCCGAUGCUUUUAUAUCAGUUUGUUGUAUAUUUGUUUCACUCUUACCAAUACUAUGUGUAAAAAAAAUGUUCAUGGCUUUCUUUAAUUUAUCCUUUUCUAUUUAAUUUUGAAAACUGUGUCUUCUUGUAUGUUUUGAGGUGGAGGCGAGUCAAAAAUAUCAUUUGUCAGCCAUCUUGAAUGGGUCACCUUUUUAAUACAAGAUCUUAAGAGGGCCAUACACCUUAUAUAGCUGUCACCUAGAGCAGUGUUCCUCAACUCCAGUCCUCAGGGCCCACCUGCCGGUCAUGUUUUCAGCAUUUCCUUGGUAUUGAGCAUGUGAUAUACCGUAAUUAGUGUCAAUGCAUCAGGACUUACCACAGGUAUUCAUUCUGUGGGAUAUUCUCAAUUCAUGACCAGUAGGUGGGCCCUGAGGACUGGAGUUGGGGGAACACUGACCUAGAGUCUCCCAUACAUCUAUUAUUCCUGCAGCCCUCCCCAUACACAUGCAUGCUUACAUUCCUCUGCUUAUCUCCCGUGGAUUGGGCAUGUUGACAUCCAGAAAGCCUUAUCGUUCUUUCCCCCAACUUCUAACGACAUUAAUCUAAUGUGUAUGGGCACCUUGAUAGUCUUGUAUCAAAAACGGAUUACAUUUUUGAGCUGGUGUUAUAAGAGUGUUGCCGAAAACAAGAAAUGUCUCCAGACCUUUCUCUAGACUCUGUGCAGUAUUUCUUUGCUUUCUGUAUGGUACUUUUAGCUGUUAACUACAGAUUGCAACCUACUAUUUUAUAUGUGCAUUGCUUCAUUAGAAAUUACUUUUAUAUUAAUUUAUUUUAAAAAAAUUAAAUUAUGUUUUUUUUAUGUCAUCUGGCAAUUAUAAAGCGGUCUCUGCUCACUUCUUGCCGUCGAUCAGCUUGGGUUUGUCUAUGAUAGGCACUUUAAGGCACCACACUGACAACUUUUACAAAGGAGUCUACGAGAUGGCAAUGGGGGGGGUCUAUGAUUGUGACAGGCUUGUAUUAAAGUUUGCUUGAUAAUUCUAUAGAUAUAUAUGUGUGCACGGGAAAUGUGAAUUUACUCUGCUUCAAAUGAUUUGCUAAACGAAACAUAUAGAUUUCUUUUAAAUUUUAUUUAUUUUAUAGCAUGUAUGAUUUAAUUAUAUAAAGGGACGUAUUGGAGAUUACAGAACGUGUUUACAAAACGGGCAACACCAUGCUGAAAUAUGUAAAUGUUUCAUGAGGAAGAUGUGUUUAAUAUUCUAACUGCUUUUGUAUUUUUUUUUGUCCUACUGAGGAAUGUAGCCAUUUCGUAUAGGUAAAGUAUUUUUUUAAAGUGAGCUUAAAUAGUGAUAAAAAAAAAAAUAUUCAGUAGAAUGAAAUGACUUUAUUUUAUAAUUUAUAAUAUUUAUUAUUUUCUGAAUUAUUUAACAAUGCAGUCUCCAGAGGAAAAUAGUCUCGUUAGCAAUUGUCAUGAACUGGAUAGGUGAUCAGAUCAACUUGAACUAUUAUAUAAGAAAAUUACCAUUCCGUACUGUGUCUUCUGGAUCACUCCCACUACAGGCAGGAGACAUACCACUAAUAGAGCUGCAGUGAAAAAAUAAAACAUUUCCGUCAGGACUGGGGCUAGAUUAAAUCUUACUAACUAGUGAUUUUUUAUAGAGUUUUUUGCAAUCAGUAAGUGUAUUAUUUAAUUCUAUGGUUAAUUUCUGCAUCAUAUCAUAGGUGGAAACACUUCUUAAAAAAUUGCAAAAACUCUAAAAAUACAAAAUGGCUACACUUCUGAUCUUUGGCAAAUUAUAAGCACUAUUACCAUUUUUGUUUUGUUUUUAUUUAUUAAAUUUGAUUUAUUGUUUAGCAUACCUACUAUUUUCUGAAAACUUGUAUGCCACAUACAUGAAUCCAAUCCUUCAAGAGCAUGUAUACAUUUUAAGUAAACCUAUUUUGGGAGAAAAGAGUCAGUUUAGGGUUAAAACUGUAGAAGAAAGAUCUUGUACACACUCACGUGCAAUGAUAUGACAAGAACUGAGCAGAGCCGAUCAGCUGUGAUUUUGAAGUGAUGUUUCCCUAAGUUAUUAUACCUGUUUUUUUUUGUUUUUUUUCAGUUAUUUUUUUCUUUUUUUUUUCUUUUUGUAAAUAUAUUUAUUUUAUUGUGAAGCUAACAUCUGGAUUGUAACAUGUACAGAAUGUAUGGUAGGAAUGUACUCUGUUUAGGAAUGUACGUCCAUUUCAAAAGUGGGUGUGAGGGAAGGAUAGGAAAAUGUCUGCCAUACCCCUCGGUAGGUGUAGAGCUGAAAAAAAAUAAUCCAGUUUUGUGUUCCAGUAUCUGAAGUCCAGAAUUAAAAUGAAAAAAACAUGGCUGCUGUCAAAGAACAGCAUCACACCCGUCCUCUUUAGUUCGAUGGCGCUGAUCUGCAAUACCAGACACAACCCAAGGACUAAUGUGGUGCUGUUUUUGAAAGAAAGCAAUCAUGACUUUGUGAUCCAAGAAAACUCCUGUCAGUUCAGGCUACUUUCACAUCUGUGCUUUCCCUUUCCACUAUCGAGAUCCGUCAUAGGAUCUCAAUAGCGGGGGAAAACGCUUCAGUUUUGUCCCCAUUCAUUGUCAAAGGGGACAAAACUGAAAUGAAUGAAACUGAGUGCUCCAGAAUGCAUUCCUUUCCAUUUGGUUGCGUCUCCAUCGCGGACAGAAUAACGCUGCAAGCAUCGUUUUUCUGUCCGCGAUGUGCUGUUCAUGCUAUGCUAUGUUAAAGAUAAUACAACCGGAUCCAUUCAUAACGGAUACAGACGGUUGUAUUAUCGUGACGGAAGCGUUUUUUGCUGAUCCAUGAGGGAUCCAUUAAAAACUCUGGUGUGAAAGUAGCCUUAUUCUUGUUAUUUCAGUUUUAGUAGCUUAUUUAAAAUAAUUGACAUUUUAGAAGUAUUACAUGUCUUCCAACUUGAUCAACACUACCUUUGCCAUUAAAAUUGCUCCCCUGCCCUUCCCCGCCUUCAUACGGUGCAUUUUGUACACAUGGCGUCCCGCUAUCACAUAGUUCAUCCUGUGUUUUAUGCUGUAGGCACAUUAUUAUAGCCAUGGUAUCCCUAGAGGAAAUAUUUGUUUCAGCAUUCAGUCUAACUUUAUUCCUUUUAAAUAAGUUCUCUACCUAAAUGUGCUAAAGAAAAAUCCUGUUACCGGUAAUAAUGCAGGCUGACAUUGGGCAAGCCACCGCUUGACUACAGCCAAUCUACCUUCUGCUUUGUGUGUAGGGCCGCCUGCCUCUAAUCACUCAGGCUCAAUGGUCACUGAAUGGGGCACAUAGGUCAGAGACUGAGACUUUCCAGUGCCAUGUGUCUGUCUUUUAAUGCGGUAGUAAUUAGAUUUUUAUAUAAUAGAUUUAGAUGGAGUACCACUCUUGUUAUCCUGAAACACAAACGACUUUAUGUUCUUGAAGCUCCUGGGCCUCAGUGCAAAAUCUGUAACAGCCCCUUGUCUACCAUUUUCCUAUAUAUAACACUGUUGUCAUCUUAUGUGGCAGAGGGACCUUAGGCUCUGGGGUGUGACUGCUACCUCUGCACCCUCUUUGAUGUGCUGUUUCCUUGUUGCAGUCAACUUUUUUUUAUUUAUUUUUUAUACACGACACCCAACUUAUUAGUGAGAUUUGUAUCUUACUAAUCUUGCAUGAAAACUAGACAAAUUAUAAUCGUUUUAGUCUUACAUUUCAUAAACAAUAAUUUAUUUGAUAUUUUUUCUAUUCACAGACACAUUAACAUUUUAUUUUUUUUAAAUCGAGUACAGAGAACUUAGCAUAAUAUGUGGCUGCGUAGUUUCCAUUUGCAGUAGAAAUUCUGAUUUAUGAUGACAGGCAGACAUAAGCUUAACAAGUAAAAGUGUUUUCAUCACCUACUCGCACCCCAGGCAUCCAUUUUACAGCUCAGUCCAUCCGUACACUAGCAACCACUGACUUUGCCUCUGCACCUUGCAUUUGAGAACUGUAACCUAAAGUAUGUCGUAGUGGUAAUCUAUGAUGUCAAAAUAUUGUAAUACAUUUCUAUAGGUGGAUGUACAUGAUGUAGGAAACAAACCAAUGUUGUGCCUUCCCUCUAUAGGGGUUUAGUUAUAUUUCCACAACCACUGACAUAUAAUAAUCUGAAAGUUUAUGAAUUUGUAGGGUAUUAUUAUAUAUGAAUUAGUAUUAUUAUAUAUAAUGAUUAAAUUACCACAACAUGAAUGAGAGUAAGGCGUUGUCCUGUUAGAGGGGUUGUCUACUUUUCUCAUUAUAUUGAUGACCUAACCUCAGGAUAGGUAAUCAAUAUCAGAUCGGCAUUGCACUCCCGAACCUCCCUCUGAUCAGCUGUUGGAAGAGAAAGCAGCGCUCGUACGAGCACUGCCUUCUCUUCACUGUUUACCUCUAAUUGUUUAUCGUCUCACUGUUGCAACUGCAGUGGUGAGCAGGUGUAAUUGCAGCUAAGCUGUCCCAUUCCCUUCCAUGGGACGACCCCUUCCUGUUCACUGAUCACUUAGUUGUAAUUACACUGCUCAUGGCUGCAGUUUCGAUGACAAGCAGAUAAACAGUAAAGAGAAGGCAGCUCUCAUAUAAGCACUGCUUUCUAUUCAAACAGCUAAUCGGGAGGCAUGCUGGGAGUCGGUGCCUUGCCGAUCUGAUAUUGGUGACCUAUCCUGGGGUUAGGUCAUCAAUAUAAAAAAAGCAGACAACUCCUUUAGGCUGGCCAUACACUUAGACAAAUGUCGGCCAAAGUUGAUUUGAUGUAAAGGGGCCUCCGUACCCUUCCCGACGGCAGAAAAGGAUCGGGCUGUUGGAUUUAAACAGCUUGAUCCUUUUGUUCUCAGGAAGAUAGACCACUUCCAGUGGCGUUUCUCCCCUCAUCCUGCUCAGGACAUUUGCAUGCUCGGUUAAACUGAACAGGCAUGUUUAUGGGGAGGGAUAGGGGGAUGGGAAAGAUAGCUUUAGACCAAGGCUGGCCAGCAUGUGGCUCUCCAGCUGUUGUAAAACUACAAUUCUCACCAUGCCCUGCUGUAGGCUGAUAGCUGUAGCCUGGGAGUUGUAGUUUUGCAACAGCUGGAGAGCCGCAGGUUGGCCAUCCCUGCUUUAGACCAAGCAAGCAUCCUAAAGGCUAUGGCUUGCCUUACUAGAAAGAGCUCCACUCUUGUCCUUGGGCUUUGUCUGUUAUUGCAGUUCACCACUUUAAAGCUGAGCUGCCAUACUAGGCAAGGACAAGUGUGGCGCUAGUUUUUCUUUAUUUUUUUUGGGGGGGGGGGGGGCAGACCCUUUCUUCUAAUCGUGGUUAAUCCCUUAACUUGGCUUCCUUUAUUGUUUUGCACUUUCACACCCCUCAAUAAACAAACACCUAAAAUGAAUUCCCAGGAGUUUUUCCAUUAUAAUAAGUGCUUUUCGAAUACUGGAACACAAAACUUCACUUUUUAUGCAAAUUUUUAUAAUUUUUGUCUUUGCAGAAAAAUGUGCAUUUAAAAAAAAAUAAUUGGGCAAUACAUGAAAUGUCCACCGUCUAAACAAAGGCCGCAUUUUCCUCCUGCAGACCUUACAGCUGUGCCUUUUCUAUGCAAUACGACAGACAGAGUCUAAUAUCAAAUUACUGUAUUCACUUGUAGGUAUGGGCUGUAAAGCAAAACAAUUGGGCAACUGUACAUGGAAAUGAGCAGUCUUUUUGUAGUUUUAUAUUAUACAAUAAACAUUUAAAAUAAAA